Penicillium brasilianum is the source of this 714-nucleotide messenger RNA. NCBI's taxonomy places the organism in Eukaryota, Fungi, Ascomycota, Eurotiomycetes, Eurotiales, Aspergillaceae. The record is from the annotation of a GenBank genome assembly.
AUGGACUCUGAAUAUAUCCGACUGGCAGACACCAUCCGCCAACAAGCCCAGCAGCAUUCAAAGCCCCGCUACCUCGUCGCCAUCGCCGGCAUACCGGGCUCUGGCAAAACCACCACGGCCCAAGCAGUGGUCCAGCAACUAAACAAAGACCGAACAAUUCACGCAGCCCUCCUGUCGAUGGACGGCUUUCACCUUCCCCGGUCCGUACUCGACCAACUCCCCAACGCCAAAGAAGCCCACAUCCGCCGCGGCGCACCCUGGACCUUCGACAUCCCCCGCUUCGUAACGUUCGUGCAAGAUCUCCGCCGCUGGUCCGACAAAACACCACUCGCAACGCCCUCGUCCGGACCCUGGUCCUCCACAGAAAUCAUCCAAGCACCCGCCUUCGACCACGAAGCCAAAGACCCCGUCGAAAACGGGAUAUCCAUCACGCCAGACGCAAAUAUCAUCAUCGUCGAGGGCAAUUAUCUCCUCCUCGACGAGCCUGGAUGGCGCGAUCUUGCCGAUUUGGUAGAUUAUCGAGUCUUCGUUGAUACGGAUUUGGAAGAAGCGCGGGAGCGGACGGCCAAGAGACACGUUCUUGCUGGCAUUGAGAAGACGUUGGAGGAUGGGUAUCGGAGGGUUGAUACUAAUGAUUAUUUAAACGGGGUUUCAAUUCGGGAGAAGUUGAUAGGACCGGAUUUGGUGGUCAAGAGUGUUAGUGUUAAUAUGUAG